AUGGUAAAACAAAUUACUUUGCAUGAUGAAUUAUUUCAAUGGACAAAUCGACGAAUUGGAUUACAUCGGGACCAUGCAACUUUCGACUGGUUACGGUCAGAACCGAAUCCACUAUCACCACUUCAAGAAAUUUAUCGUAUUCAGGAAACACUGGACAAUUAUCCUGGCUUUAAAGUGCAGUCAGUAGCUGUGAUGUUGACAGGUGAGGCAUUUUAUGAAGACAUGACAGGUGUUCGUGUCGCUGCCACGCCACAUGAAUUAGGUGUCGAGCUUAUCGAACAGAUCUACUUGUUGUGCCUCCAUAAGGGCACCUCUGUGGAUCUCAACAAUUUGUAUUUCACGCCACUGAGAACAGUUUAUGUAGAACCGCCAUUUUAUUAUAUUAAGAUCACAGUGCGAGCAGUAUUGGAAGCAAUGCAAAUCACAGAAGUGAAUGAAUAUCGACGUGAAGUAAGCGAAGCAAGAAGCAUGAAGGAGAUGAGCAACGCGCAGUUCAGUGAUCUGUCAUCAUUUGGACGAAAAAAGAAGCAAAGAACUAAUUCGACACAAAGUAUGAGCGCAUCCAGUACGGAAGAUACUGCAAAGUGGAGACCAUCAAUUUCACAGAGCGAACUUUUCACUGGUAGUUUCGAGACAAUCCGAGGUACAUCAUCAGGUAAGGACAGUCAAUUGUUAGUGGGACAGGGGGCAGUUGAAGUGAUAUAG
Messenger RNA from Brugia malayi, 705 nucleotides. RefSeq lists its product as uncharacterized. The transcript has 5 exons. The coding region runs from base 1 to 705 and encodes 234 amino acids. The record is from RefSeq and is a predicted model, not a curated record. NCBI's taxonomy places the organism in Eukaryota, Metazoa, Nematoda, Chromadorea, Rhabditida, Onchocercidae.